Penicillium canescens is the source of this 870-nucleotide messenger RNA. RefSeq lists its product as uncharacterized. The record is from RefSeq and is a predicted model, not a curated record. Lineage: Eukaryota; Fungi; Ascomycota; Eurotiomycetes; Eurotiales; Aspergillaceae. The transcript has 4 exons. The coding region runs from base 1 to 870 and encodes 289 amino acids.
AUGUCGCUUAUCGAACCAAAUCAAUCCUUGUUCAAGUUGGUCAAAGACAAGGUGGUCAUUAUCACAGGCGGUGCCCGUGGAAUAGGCCGCUCUGUUGCUUUUGCUUUUCACGGCCAUGGUGCAAAGGUCGUGGUUGGUGAUGUAAACGUGGAAGAGGGCAAGAGCUUGGUUUCGUUGUUGGGGAAAACCUCCGAUCAGCUUGCACUCUUCCAAGAGGCAGCUCAGUCCUUUGGCCAUGUUGACAUUGUCAUCGCAAACGCUGCCGUUGCCAAGCUUCCGGACCCGCUCACUGUGAUCGAGGACAUCAAUGAGGAACCCCCUCUCCCUGAGGUGGAUAUCAACCUAAGAGGUGUCCUAUUUACCAGUCGAAUCGCGACACACUACUUGAGGCGGCACGGUGGAGGUGACCUUAUCCUUGUCAGCAGUAUAGGAGGAUUCAAGGAAACGGCCGAGCUCACGCCCUAUCUCGCCACCAAGCAUGGCGUCAUUGGAGUUAUGCGAGGACUCCGCAUGACCUCUUUGAAUGAUAACAUCAGAGUCAAUGUUAUUUGUCCCUGGACAACACGAACAAUACUCACAAAGACUAUCGCGGCUGCUUGGGAGGAAUUGGGACUGCCGAUGAACGAGCCUGAGGAUGUGGCAACAUCCAUUUUGAUUUGCGCUACGGCGGGUCGGAGUAACGGCGCAACCCACGACGGAUCUGUUACUCCUUUCCACGGGAAGAUCCUGCUUGUAGCCGGAGGAAAGUCGUUUGAGAUUGAAGACAACUUGCAGAGCCUUGAGCCUCAAUGGCUGGGGGAGCAUAACAGCCAAGCCCUUGCGAUGGGUCAGGACUUUCUACACAAUGGAAAGACAUCUUGGCACCCUUAG